AUGCGCCGUAUUGCUGCACCAUCAUCCCCUUUACUUCCUGUAACGAAAUCGUUGGCUUGGAUCAACGCCCCUACGAUCCACAACAUUAAAACCCACCUUAUUCUCGCUCGACUAGAAUAUGCGGAAGCUAUUGCCAAACUAAGGAAAAGGCUACAAAGCCCAGCUUCAGGUGCGGUAAAUGAGACGCUUUUGGUAAUACUGUUGCUCUCUAUGACCGAGCCAGUAUUAGGCGACCCAGUCUCCGUAGACUUAGCGACCCUCACUCAUCUCAUCGGGGCAUCACGCUUCAUUGAAAGCAGCAAGCUAUGCUCUUCGUUCUCAGGUUUUCCCGCACCAAUAAUCGCCGUUUUGAUGAAUAAUAUGAUAUUUGGAUGUCUAAGCUGUCUAGCCGAACGUGCUUCCCUAUUAUGCUCCACUCUUCAAGCACUGCACAAGAUUUCGAUCUCGACUUCGAGCCUGCCACCUGGAUCAGCUUACAUAAUCCGCCUAGGUGUCUCAGUCGUCGAAAUCCACAACGAGGUCAGGCUACGACAAUUUUCAAACUGGGUUGACACCUCGCAAAACCAGCUAAAUAUUCUUCUUGAGAAAUGCUCUGCGACGUUGAAAGAGAUUUCCAUAUGGUCACACUUGUGGGAACCCAAAGCGCAUAAUCUCUCGCCAGAUGAAUGGAACCAACUCCUCACAGUUGGAUCUGUGUGGAAUCGUUCAGAAGCACCCAAGGAUGUGAGCAUGUGGUUCCGUAAGGAUUGGAGUCAACUGUGUCUCUACCAGCUUAUCUUACACGUCGCUGCUUGUCGAUGCGUUCAACAACUAUCGCGAACGAUCGAUGCUUCCCCUGGUCAUGCUGAAGAGGAGCUUCGGAUGCUCAAAGUUACCAAUUCGAAGAUAAAAACGGCGUUAGACAACGUUGCACAAGAAAUCAAAGACUUCGUGCCUGUCUUUUUAGGUACAAACAACCGAUAUAUGGCAGAUGGAGUCUUACUCAGAAUCGCUGCGUAUGCGAUGUUGAUGCCUCUACGUGUUGCGAUAACGGUCCCUGGUCUUGGAGCGAAGUUUCGUGCUGAGCUCGAAGUAGCUGUUGAAUUGAUUGCGAAUCAUGCUGGAAUCAGUCGCAAUUUUAUCACAGACCGAGUCCAAACCACUGUCUUUGAAUGA
Messenger RNA from Mollisia scopiformis, 1155 nucleotides. RefSeq lists its product as uncharacterized. The record is from RefSeq and is a predicted model, not a curated record. NCBI's taxonomy places the organism in Eukaryota, Fungi, Ascomycota, Leotiomycetes, Helotiales, Mollisiaceae. Bases 1 to 1155 code for a protein of 384 amino acids. The transcript has 3 exons.